UGAGAGGCCUCAUUGUAACGUUUGCAAAGAGGGACGCUCCGCAGAAAACCGGCUUCUUUCUCUCUCUAACCCCUGCUUUGCUUCUGCGUUUAUUUCUUUCGCUUCCUCCUGUUUAUCUCCAUCACUCUCUAUCUCUCUCUCUAAACUAUAUAAACCCUCUCUCUCUCUAAACAAUACGGCGCCUUUUUUUGGAGAUCUUUUCUGAGGCCUUUCUUUGACACACUCUCUCUUGCUCUAUCUCUGUUUCUUUGAGAUUUUUGAGGUUUCUCUCUCUCUCUAGAGAAAUGGCAGAGGCAAAAGAAGGCGAAUUUCUCUCCAAAGUGUUUCAGAUUGAUGAAAUAUACGAAUUUUCAGCACCGCAUUUCUUCGACUUUGUGAGUGGAGAAACCGAAGAAGAGAUGCACAAAGCUCAGCUCUGGUUUGAGAGGGCCUGUGGUCACAUUCCAUCGCCUUUCAUACCAAGAAUCAAAUUGGGAAGAUCCACAAAGAUAGACAGGCAAUGUGAUUUUGAAGAUGCGGAUUCUGUGAAGGAGAUUGAUGAAAUGGGUACCAGAGACCCUACGUUGGCACCAGAAGAAAUAAGGUGUGCUUCUGAGCCAAAUUGCGUGGAGUCAGUGAAAGUUAACAAUCAAGAUGAAUCCAAGGUCAAUCAUGAGAUUGAUGAAAUGAGUACCAGAGACCUUACGUUGGCACCAGAAGAAAUAAGGUGUGAUUCAGAGCCCAAUUGCAUGGAAUUAGUGAAAGUUAACAAUCAAGAUGAAUCCAAGGUCAAUCAUGAGCAGGUCGGUGCUCCUAAAUUGGCUAAAGAAUCAGAAGAAAGAAGGUGUGCUUCUGAGCCAAAUCGUGUCGAAUCAGUGAAAGCUAACAGUCAAGAUGAAUCAAAGUUCAAUCAUGAGCAGGUUGGUGCUCCUAAAUUGGGUAAAGAAUCAGGUUCACGGGACUUCCAGGAAGAUGACAGUUGUGUGAAUGUAGUAUCAUCUCCGGUAAAUAUUAAAAAACCAAAUUCCGAAAAUGAAUUUGCAGCUGUUACUGUUCCUUCGAAGAGCACAAACCCUUGCCAUGUAAGAAGUGCUGCCAAGUGUGCCCCUCCAAAAAGCACAAUUCCUAGCCAUGUAAGAAGUGCAGUUAAGAAUUCACCCUCGGUAGACAUUGCACUGGAAAAUCGGGCAAUUAAAAGACAAAAGCUUGAUGGGGGUCGAUCAAGACAGAUUCUUAAUGUUAAAGAACGAGUACUACUCCACAAGUGUAGAAAGGAAGAGCCAUCUCCAUUUAUUUCAAUGGCCGAAAUGGUGCAAAAGUUCCAAUCAAAGCCUAGGGAGAUGGAAAUUUCUCAUGGCAGAUCCUACUCCCAAGAUGAAACUGCUUCGCUUACUCAGAGGAAGCCCAAAUUAACUUUAACAAGGCCAAAGCAACCAGAAUUAGAGACAGCGCAUCGGGCUCGACCUGUGAGGCUCAAGAGCUCAGCAGAGCUUGAGGAGGAGAUGCUAGCAAAGAUCCCAAAAUUCAAAGCCAGACCAGUGAAUAAGAAGAUACUGGAAGCUCCUUCCUUCCCAAUGCUACCAAGAAGUACUCCACAAUUACCUGAGUUCCAGGAAUUCCAUCUGAAGACGAUGGAGAGGGCUGCUCAACAUUGGACAAUGUCAUCGGUGGCUAACAACUCUUCACUGUUGGUAGGCAAACCCAAGCCUGACCACUCACAGGGUCACCAUCUCACUGAGCCUAAGUCACCGCACCUGGAGACUCUUCUUAGGGCACGCCCACCUCAGAUCAAAAGCUCUCAAGAAAUAGAGCAAGAGGAGCUUGAAAGAAUGCCCAAAUUCAAAGCCAAGCCACUAAAUAAAAAGAUAUUCAGCAGCAAGGGAGACCUGGGGGUUUUUCGUAAUCCUAAACGCCUAGUCACAACACCAGUGGAAUUUCAUUUUGCAACUGAUGAAAGGAUACCUCCGACACCACCAAUCACAGAUCUUUUUGAUAAACUUUCCUUGAAAUCAGAGCCUUGUGAUCAAGAGAAUCGUAUUCCUCAUAUCACAACACCAAGUCCCUUCCACCUCCAAACAGAAGAGCGGGGUGCAGAGAAAGAGAAGAGAUUUUUAUCAGAAGUCUUACACCAACAAUUAGAAGAGCAAAAGGCCAGGAUCCCGAAGGCCAAUCCAUAUCCUUAUACCACUGAUUACCCUGUUGUACCCCCCAAACCAGAACCAAAAGAAUGCACAAAACCAGAGGCUUUCCAACUAGAGAGCCUUGUUAGGCAUGAGGAGGAGAUCCAAAGAAUGAUGGAAGAAAGGGAGAGGAUGGAGAGAGAAGAAGCCCAAAGGAGAUUAUUCAAAGCACAACCAGUCUUGAAAAGUGACGCAAUUCCAGUCCCAGAAAAGGUGAGGAGGCCACUGACCCAAGUCCAAGAAAUUGAUCUCCAUGUUGAUCAUCGUGCAGUGGACAGGGCAGAGUUUGAUAGAAAGGUCAAGGAGAAGGAGAGCCGGUACAAAAGAUAUAGAGAAGAGUAUGAAGCUUCCAAGAAGAUGGAAGAGGAAAAAACAGUAAAACAGAUGAGAAAGACGAUGGUGCCCCAUGCCAGGCCUCUUCCUCACUUUGACAACCCCUUCUGCCCACAAAGAUCAUCAAAAGAGCCAACAAAACCCAAGUCUCCGAGCCUCCAUGUUGUCCAGCGAAAGGAGAGGCGGCAAACUGUAGCUACUUCUACUGCUGCUCAGCAUAUGAGAUGAGCAUGAAGCAUAUAUGAUGAGCAUGAGAAUGUACGGCUUUUCUCUUUGGUUCAAGAAGGCUUGAUUCCUUUUGUACCCUUAUUACAGAUGACCUGAUGUAGCUCAAAAUAUUCUUUCGUGUCAGAUGUGGCAAUUGUUUUUCAAUAUUAAUUCUAACUGUUCCUGUCUCAUUUAAUAUAUCCGUCUGUU
This is a messenger RNA of Amborella trichopoda, 2909 nucleotides long. The record is from RefSeq and is a predicted model, not a curated record. Lineage: Eukaryota; Viridiplantae; Streptophyta; Magnoliopsida; Amborellales; Amborellaceae.